AUUCUGACCCAGGAGGACUGGAACAAGGUGCUGUAUAACGGCAUGGCCUCCACCUCCCCUGUAGCUGCUCUCUACUUCAUCGCACUCAUGACAUUUGGCAACUACGUCCUUUUCAACUUGCUGGUGGCCAUCUUGGUUGAGGGAUUCCAAGCUGAGGAAAUGUCCAAGCGGGAGGACUUGCAUGCCCAGCUGAGCCUAAUUCAGCUGCCUGUAGACUCAGGGGGUGAUGCUUCGAAAACAGGUUCAGAGAUUGGUUCUGUUGCAAGAAGUAUGGAGGAUGUUAACGGCAGCAAGAAGGAUUUAUCACCCUCAGCAGUAGUGCCAGUAAAUGGUUAUGUGGAGAUGAAAACAAGUCUGACUCCACCACUUAUUACCCACACUGCUGCCACCCCUAUGCCUGUGCCCAAGUUGCCUGUGGCGGUUGACCCCAUCCUGAGCUAUGAGUCCCGGCAAGGCAGCAACAUCUCCAUAGACCCAGCCUUCAAUGAAAAAUCACCAACCAGUGCUCGCUCCUCCCCUCACCCCCAGUGGAGCUCUGGCAGUGGCUGGACCAGCCGCAGGUCCAGCUGGAACAGCUUGGGUCGGGUGCCGUCCUACAAGCGACAGAAGCGGCAGUCUGGCGAGCGGCGUUCGCUCCUUUCCGGGGAGGGCGACUCAACCUCCAAUGACGAAGACGGUGGAGGAGAGGGUGGGGGUGGGCUAAUGGAAGAAGACAACUUGUCCCUAGCCAGGACAGACUCAAUGUCCCAGUCACAGAGAGGUCCCCGACACAGGAGGAUGGAGUCCGUGGAGACCCGAAGCUCCAUGGAUUUGCCCCCAGAGGCCUUGCUGCAGGUGCCAUACCUGUACCGCUCAUCCAGCAUGCACAGCUCUAGACCUCCUUCCUUGUGUCAUUUACGGCCUCCAGAGCACAGAGAUUGCAAUGGGAAGGGCUCUCCAUCAGCCCUCAAUCCUAUAAAUGUCUCUUUGGAGGAAAACACUGAAGACGAGAAUGUAGAGGAGGAGGCCAACCUGGGUCGUUUUGCCAGAAUAUUACGAUGGAUGGAGAAAAAACAGCCAGAGUGGUGUCGACAGAGGGAUACGUGGUCACUCUACCUGUUCCCUCAAGAGUCCAGGUUUCGGAUCCUGUGCAACAAGAUCAUCACCCACAAGAUGUUUGAUCAUGUUGUGCUGGUCAUCAUCUUCCUCAACUGCAUCACCAUCGCUAUGGAGAGGCCUCGCAUCGAAUCUGCCAGUGCUGAGCGGAUCUUUCUGACAGUGUCAAACUACAUCUUCACAGCAAUCUUUGUGGCUGAGAUGACGGUAAAGAUCGUGGCCAUGGGCUUUUUCUUUGGAGACAAAGCUUACCUGAGGAGCAGCUGGAACAUCUUGGAUGGAAUGUUGGUGAUGAUCUCUGUAGUUGACAUCCUGGUUUCUCUCAUUUCUAAUUCUGGAACGAAGAUUCUGGGCAUGCUCAGAGUGUUGAGACUGCUGAGGACCUUGAGACCAUUACGCGUGAUCAGCAGAGCCCCGGGGCUGAAGCUUGUGGUCGAGACACUGAUGUCAUCACUGAAGCCCAUCGGCAACAUCGUGGUCAUCUGCUGUGCCUUCUUCAUCAUCUUUGGCAUUCUGGGAGUACAGCUUUUCAAGGGAAAAUUUUUUGUGUGCCAAGGAGAGGAUGUAAGGAACAUCACCAAUAAAUCAGACUGUUUCCAAGCCAACUAUAAAUGGGUCAGACACAAGUACAACUUUGACAACCUUGGCCAGGCUUUGAUGUCUCUCUUUGUGUUGGCCUCAAAAGAUGGAUGGGUGGAUAUUAUGUACGAUGGACUUGAUGCUGUAGGAGUGGACCAACAACCUAAAAUGAACCACAACCCAUGGAUGCUGCUUUACUUCAUCUCCUUCCUCUUGAUUGUUGCCUUUUUCGUCCUCAACAUGUUUGUGGGCGUGGUGGUGGAGAACUUCCACAAGUGUCGACGGCACCAGGAGGCCGAGGAGGCCAAACGCAGGGAGGAGAAGAGACUGAAACGAAUGGAGAAAAAGAGACGGAAAGCUCAGAGUAAGCCUUACUACUCGGAUUACUCCCCCACCCGGCUGCUCAUCCACAAGAUGUGCACCAGCCACUAUCUGGACCUGUUCAUCACCAUCGUGAUAGGGCUCAACGUCAUCACCAUGUCCAUGGAGCACUACGAGCAGCCACAGGAGCUGGAUAAUGCUCUGAAGAUCUGUAACUACAUCUUUACCCUUAUUUUUGUUUUCGAGUCUGUCUUCAAGCUGGUGGCCUUCGGCUUCCGUCGCUUCUUCAAGGACAAGUGGAACCAGCUGGAUCUGGCCAUUGUGUUGCUGUCCAUCAUGGGCAUUACUCUGGAGGAGAUUGAGGUCAACGCUUCACUGCCCAUCAACCCAACCAUUAUCCGCAUCAUGAGAGUGCUGAGGAUUGCAAGAGUGCUGAAGCUCCUGAAGAUGGCUGUUGGAAUGAGAGCUUUGCUGGACACAGUUAUGCAAGCCCUACCUCAGGUGGGCAAUUUGGGUCUACUCUUUAUGCUCCUCUUCUUCAUCUUUGCAGCACUGGGAGUGGAGCUUUUUGGUGACUUGAUUUGUGAUGAGCUCCAUCCAUGUGAGGGUCUGGGUCGCUAUGCCACAUUCAGGAACUUUGGGAUGGCAUUUCUUUUGCUCUUCAGAGUUUCUACUGGGGACAACUGGAAUGGAAUCAUGAAGGACACACUGAGGGACUGCGCCCAGGACACAGGCACCUGUUACAACACUGUGGUUUCUCCCAUUUACUUUGUGUCAUUCGUUUUGACUGCUCAGUUUGUGCUGGUAAACGUGGUCAUUGCGGUCCUGAUGAAGCACCUGGAAGAAAGCAACAAAGAGGCAAAGGAGGAAGCAGAGCUUGAAGCAGAGUUGGAGCUGGAGCUCCAGAUGGAAGGGGCGGAAGUGGAGGCAAGGUCGCCCCAGCUCAACCCUCUUGCACUGGGCAUGGACAGGUCGAGUUCAGGGGGUUCCCCCUGGAGGUCUACUAGAGGUGCAGAAAUGGAGCAGGAGAGGGAAUGUCCUAUGGACUCACUCACUGCUGAUAUAACCAGAGACACUGUAAACAUCAAAGAAGAACCACCAUGUCCAGAGCCACAGCUGGAGUGUAUCCAGCGGAGAGCUCAGUUUGACUCAGUCUCCCUGGUCAUCCAGGGUUCAAUGGAGGGAGAGUUGAGUUUGAUGGACAACCUGUCUGGCUCUAUCUGCCACUACUACGCGCUGCCUCCCAGACCCAGCAAGCACAGCACCGACAAGAAGCCAGAGGAGCUUAGUUAUGAGGGGCCACUGAAAGACAACCUGCUGAGUGUCAAAAAGCCUGCAGUGGGACGGACCCACUCUCUACCCAAUGACAGCUACAUGUUUUUCCCCCUGGAACCCUUUGGCCCCUCUUUUCCUGCUCCACUGCAGCUCAUAGCUCAGUCACAAGGAUCCCAACCCAUACUGGGCAUCCACAGGGCUCAAUCCGGUUCCAGAGGCUCAGUGCAGUCGCAGCCGGAGGAACYUUCUCAGCAGCUGACAGUCCCCACAGACUUCUUCAGACCCAUCAGCCCCAACAGCCACUCAGACUCAGAGAGUCUACAGCGACAACCCCUUCCCAGACGCACACAUGCACUUAGUCGCACACUCCACCGACAGCUCCUUUUCGUGCCCCAUUUUCCAGGUUGCUGUGUCUUCUGAUUCUCAAGAGGCCCUCUGUUCAGAUGGAGAGAGGGGGAGCAGUGAAGGACUUUUGAAUGUGGCAGCUUUGGAUGUACCUUCAUCCUUCUCUUCUUCCUCCUCCACCUCUCCCUACUCCUUUUCCCAUCAUCAGCAGCAGCAGCCAGCUCUCUGCCUGAUUACUGCUACACCAGGCACCUCUGGGUGUUCACGCCCCGGCAGCGUGCACACCCAGCAGCACGACCAACACUGCCUCACAUCCUACACCUCCUCAACCUCCCUUCUGACUCCCCCAAUCCUACCAGCUCGCCCCCAGCAGGAGGAAGGGGAGGAGGCUACAGAGGAUCAYGAGGUGUCUCUUAUCAACUGCAGAGGACUGGCUGAACGUGAUUGUAUCAAAGUGAAGGACGGUAGCAAUGGCAGCAACGAGGGUUACCAUGGCUACGUAAGCUGCCAGGAGAGUAAGAGUCCAUGCUUAAGGCAGCUCAAGAGAUUCCACAGUGCUGACACACAAGGCCGUAGCACCCUAAUGCCCCGCCCCCGCCCUCACUCCUGGCUGGAUGACCCACAUCGCCACUCUGUGGAAGUGUGUUCCUCAAAAGACCACAGGCCACAGCGCAGCACCCACUCCACCUCCUCGGGCUUUGUGUCCCAGACUGACAGCCCGCAGAUUCACAGCCAGAUUCCCACCCAGAGCUCACUGCCCUCCCUCCGARGCAAAAAAAAGACAAGCCCACCCUGCAUAUCUGUGGAAGCCCCAAAUGAACUGGAGACCCAGUCUGGCCUCUACCCGGUGCUGGAUGGACUGGGGAUGACCCCUCCUCUGCUUAGCAGAGACACUUGUUUGAGGAGGAGAAUUCCCUCUAAUGAUUCCAAGGACUCGUUCGAUCUGGGGACCGGAGAGGGCUUGGGGCAGGCGGGAGGCUUGUUGAAUCCCAGCCCCAAACUACUGACUCUUCCCAGCUUCUCCUUUGAGAAAACAAGCUCUGAACACUAAAUACAAUACUCCAAACAUACACAGAUACACACGCAGACCCACCUCCACGUACACACAUAAACACAUGAUGCACUCUGUGUGUCUGUGAUGGUGAUAGUUCUAGUUAGAAUGCUGUAGAAAGUAAUAAUGGUAAAACUACAACAAACAGUAAAACCAUCCUUCACGAGGAGUGCAGUACUCUAGUAGUGUGACCAUUCUUGUCUUUGUAUCGUUACUGCCAAAACAACCAGAGAAGAAGCCUGGGACAACAAAACCUGACUGUUUUAUUUUCUGUGACACCUGCACGCCACCGGCUGCAGCUUGACCCCUGAACCUCCAGAGCAGCACCAGAACCUGGGAUAGGGUAGCUACCAAAACAGCCUGGUGUUACACAGGGCGGACCUGGUCAGUGGAGGCACAAAGCAAUAUGAACGUUUUAGAGACACUAUUUUCUUAAAUUAUUGGGCCACAGUGUUUGUACAGGAUGUUGUUUUAUUUUUGUUUGUUUGUAAUUUUAUUCAAACAGGUUUUUUUUUCUUUUCACACGUUUGGUCAACGUUUGGUUUGUCUUGUUUCUUCUUUUUUUUCAUUGUAGGAAAUUUUUAGUUUCCUCCGUUUGCUGAGGAAAGUGAACGAUUUUCAAUUUUAAAAGUGCUAAAAGA
Messenger RNA from Austrofundulus limnaeus, 5307 nucleotides. RefSeq names its product calcium channel, voltage-dependent, T type, alpha 1G subunit (gene cacna1g). The record is from RefSeq and is a predicted model, not a curated record. Gene Ontology annotation, molecular function: voltage-gated sodium channel activity; low voltage-gated calcium channel activity. Lineage: Eukaryota; Metazoa; Chordata; Actinopteri; Cyprinodontiformes; Rivulidae. Gene Ontology annotation, biological process: positive regulation of calcium ion-dependent exocytosis; membrane depolarization during action potential; calcium ion import. Gene Ontology annotation, cellular component: voltage-gated sodium channel complex; neuron projection; voltage-gated calcium channel complex.